AUGUCUAGCUCGAUGGAACCGAGACCUCUCACGUCGGCUAUGGAGAGCCCGACGUUUGAAGAGGACAGCUCAUUUCAUGUAGAGCAACCGGUGGGUUCUAUGUCAAUAUCCCCCUGUGGACGCGAUGUCGUUCUAGCGUCCAAGGAGGGUCUACAUGUCAUCGACCUAGACUCGCCAUAUUCCCCACCGCGGUAUCUCCCUCACCACACACCAUGGGAGGUAGCUGAUGUGCAGUGGUCGCCAUUCGCUGCACGCGAUCAGUGGGUUGUCAGUACAUCCAACCAGAAAGCAUUGGUCUGGAAUUUGGCCAUGAAGACAUGGCAGAACUCAAUUGAAAUUGUGCUUCACGCCCAUACUCGAGCAAUUACCGAUAUCAACUUCUCGGCAUUCCAUCCAGAUAUCCUAGCGACCUGUUCCGUGGACAGCUUUGUGCACUGCUGGGAUUUACGUGCCCCGGCGCGGCCAGCGGUCUCAUUUUCUGAUUGGUUUACUGGUGCAACCCAGGUGAAAUGGAAUCGACAAGACCCUCAUGUCAUUGCAAGCUCUCAUGACCGGUUCCUUCGGAUUUGGGAUGACCGCAUGGGCGCAUACCCGAUCAAGUCCAUUGAAGCACACAACACCAAGAUCUAUGGAGUUGACUGGAAUCGUGUUCGACGUGGUGCUGUAGUUACAUGUUCCUUAGAUAGAACUAUUAAGUUCUGGGACUACACUACCGAUUCAGAUUCCGAUAUUCCAGAAAAGCAGAUUCACACACCAUUUCCCGUGUGGCGCGCACGCAAUACGCCGUUUGGAUGGGGUAUGCUUGCAAUGCCACAGAGAGGCAACAAUGAUCUUCAUCUUUACAGCCGGCGAGCUGGAGAGGACUCAAGUCCAGAGGAUGACUUGCCUCUGGUACAUAGUUUUCCCGGACACAAAGGACACGUCAAAGAGUUCUUGUGGAGACCACGCGGAGGGGUAGCGGAUGGAAUUGACCACCGCGAAUACCAACUUGUCACGUGGGGAACAGACAGGGAACUUCGUCUUCAUAAAGUCAACCCUGAAAUUCUGGCGCGCGUUGGGUACGAAAAGGGCAAGUCCUUUAUUUCCACACGAACCGUGACACGUCUCGGUGCCGUAUAUCGGAGUUUCCGCGAUGUGAAUUCAGAUUUGGAUCUCGACGAUGUUGACGUGGCUUCCUCUGUUGGGCAACAAACCCAGAAUGCUGCGGCAGGUACUGGAAUGAACGCCAUUACUGUUCCUCACGCUCGGGGUUGGAUAAAGGGAGGCCGUGUUGACCGAUUUGGCAUGCAGCCAAGGUCAAAUUUAAGAGCCGACACAAAUCCAAUUGCUUGGAUGCGCGGUGUGAAGAUCUCAGGCUGGGACAUUGAGACAUUAGGAGAUGAAAUCAGCCAGGUCGGUGAAAAGUUCACCAAGGUGGCGUUUGAUUCAGUUGACGUUCGACAACGGAAGAUUUCCAUCUCUCUUAACGGGCCCUGGGGUGCUGAUGGGGCCUCAUUGUUCUUGAAAGUAGAUAUCAAAUUCCCAAUGAGCUAUCCCAAGACUGCUAUCCCAACCUUUGCAUUCCAAAAGACGGCCGCCGUCACCGAUGAAUGGGCUGCGAAGACCACAGCUGAACUGCGCACAAUUGCUGAAACCUAUAUGUCCCGAAACCGCGGGUGCCUGGAAGGUGCUGUGCGUUAUCUUCUAGGCGAAAGCAGCCUGGAGGACAGCAUCGCAUGGAUAUUGGGUGAAACUGGCGAUACUCUCAAGUCUCCUAUCAACGGUGAAAUGGAAGGCGAAUCCAGCGACGAGGAUGAAGUCGGCAUGACCCAGAGCCAAGAGCUGGGGAUGAGUUCUGAGCUACUGCGUCCUGUCAAUGCCAACGUCAUGGUGCCUGUGGCCAAAGUAUGCGGCGCGCUUUGGGCAAAUGACGGCCGCCUCAUAUGCUUCUUCCCACCGAAACCAAAGAAGGAUAAAUCUGCCGAAUUGUUCGAAAACAUGGGCUUCAAAGAGAUGACUCGCUGGUCUAGAGGCGAUAAAGUUUUUGAAGGCUUCGGCCGGUUACAUACCAACUCACCUGGCCCACGCGGAACGGGAACGAUAACGAGCACAGAUGAUGGUGACUCGGAUGAUUCGGACGAGUCAUACUCAGACACAUCGAGCUCUUCGGGCUCCUCUGACGUUCUUUCUGGGCUCCCGACACGUUUCCCAGCACCUCGAACAUGGCGCAGUGCCGGCAGCUAUGGCCUGCACCGGCCACGAUCAACAGAUAAUUCUCAGCGCUCGACUGCAGGUGGAGCCACAGUCAAAUCCGAGGCACCCCAGAAUAUCGUAUCUAUUCAUAAUCUGAGUGAUAUGCUACCCGUCAAGCGGGAAUUGGCGAGUCUAUAUCGCAUCUGUGGCAAAGGAACAGAUGUAUGCGCUCAUAACGCAGCUGUUGCUCUUGACGCUGGCUGCUACGAAUUGGCUCAAAUUUGGGGUCUGAUCAAGCUGAUAUUGCAUGUCCGAAAAAGCCCCGGCACUUUACCUGAGUCAGGGCUGUUGCAAAGGCGUGCACACAAAAAAGGGGGCGGAAUUGGUGGUCUGGGAAGAGAUGGGCUGUAUAGAGACUUGACGGGCAGUAUCAUUCGCUGGGGCGACCACCCCCUUGGCAGUCAUUGGCUUGUCCCUGCUCUCUUUGAACACUUUGAGCGCAUUGGUGAUGUGCAGAUGGUGGCAAUGCUCUCAUGUGUACUACUAGAAGCCAACCAAGAGGGAUAUUUGGAGAACCAGCAAGCUAAAAAGACAGGCGGGACACAGGAUUUCUCAAUGGAUUUCCCCCCUGUUCCAUCGGCGAUUCCAACCAAGUCACCAGUUGCGACGCCAGCUUCAGCUGUUCCCAAAGAGGUCCAGCCUGCGCCCGAGACUUCAGCACGCUCGUCUAGUGAGAUAUGGCGUCUCGAUUCCACUCCCCCAUAUUCUACAGGCACUACGCCUCCAUUCAUGUCCCGUCCACGAGGCAUCGCUGCUGACCGAAAAAACCCGAGCCACAAUGUCUCCAUGGCUGCAUCGCCUGAUCAGCAAUCCCAGGUACGAAGUGGAUCUGGGUUUGGAUCAGUGCUGGCAUCCUCAUUAUCUCGUUCAUUCACAUUCGGACCGUCAUCUGCGUCACCACCGACAAGUAGGAUGGACAAGAAAAAGCCUACUCCUCAAAACAGCCCAAGUGUGGCAGCUGGACAAGUGUCACAGGCUCAAUCCGAGACUGAAAGCAACCACGCAACGGAGACUACACCGCUACCCCCAAGAUUCAAAGUCACUUUCAAGAACCAAAAUGCAUUUGAAAGCGACGGACCAGCGCAAGACUCUUCUUUUCUUGACACAGAUGAGGAGUUGCUGUAUCGGUCGUACCGCGUUGCUUAUGCCAAUAUAUUAUCGAUUUGGGACCUCCCCGUUCAACAAAGCGAGGUGAUGAAGAUUGGAGCCGUGGCUGAUCGAGUGGACGACUUGACCUCAAGCCAUUACUGGAACAGCACCAUCUCCAAAGAGACCGCUUUGGAAGACUCACAGCCGGAGCCAAGCUUCCAAGCUCUUGACUUCCAGCGCCAUUGCGCCAGCUGCGGUCACGCAUUGCAGCUUUCCAUCUUUAAUAAACAACCCAUAGUCCCGAAUACCCCCUCCAAGCGACAUCAGCGCAAACCAUCAGGCCGUCGAUGCCCUAACUGCAAGCCCCGACAACCCCUGCCAACCAAACUACCCUGCGUCAUCUGCGGCGAGGUGGUUGACGGUAUGCUGAUCCCCUGUCUGAGUUGCGGACAUGUAAGCUGUUUCGACUGCCAUCGACACUGGUUCCUUCGGCCGGCCGACAAAUUCGACAGCCCAUUCGACAACCCAGACCAGAACAAGUUCCUCCCAACCUGUCCAACAGGAUGCGGCUGUCAAUGCUCCGAGCACAUUGCCGUUGACGUCCCCAUGCCCGUAUGGGAACCAGCAUUCCCCGGUCCCAAAGAGUACACACCCGAGUACGCACCCACCACCCAGCACAGUAUCGUACAGGCGAAACACUCUCAUUUUCGACAAUCUGAGCCUCUUAUGUUGGAUCACGGCCGAAAAGAGGCACCGCAGCCCAAGGGUGCUGGCCAAACUGAACACGAUUUGGAUGUAUGGCAGGAUUCGUCGCCAUUUGCAUCUCUGGCGCGUGGUCUCGGCGGUGGGCUGAGUCGUGGUUUGCAGCCGAAAGAAGCUCGGAAGAAGAAUAAAUCUGUUGCUGUGCCGUCGAAUUUGAGGAACUCUUGA
Molecule: messenger RNA, 4251 nt
Organism: Penicillium concentricum
Lineage: Eukaryota; Fungi; Ascomycota; Eurotiomycetes; Eurotiales; Aspergillaceae
Product: Mtc5p
Exons: 2
Coding region: 1-4251 (1416 amino acids)
Molecular function (GO): protein binding
Source: RefSeq, a predicted model, not a curated record